Molecule: messenger RNA, 798 nt
Organism: Cladophialophora psammophila CBS 110553
Lineage: Eukaryota; Fungi; Ascomycota; Eurotiomycetes; Chaetothyriales; Herpotrichiellaceae
Exons: 2
Coding region: 1-798 (265 amino acids)
Molecular function (GO): calcium ion binding; monooxygenase activity
Source: RefSeq, a predicted model, not a curated record
AUGUCACCAUACGUGGAAUGCGCUACCAUCGCGCAUCGGAUUUCCAUACCAGAGGCUCCUGUCACAGAGAAGUACAAGGCGCAUAUACCACCCCCUGGCGGUCUGCUUCAGAACUCUGGCGUAGUUUGGGCCACGUACGCUCCCUCGUCAGAUGCCCCAAAUGGAACGGUGAAAAAUGGUUGGGCGGAGAAACACCAACACCAGACUGUUCUGGAGCAACACUGCUCCUUCUUCGACCCUGAUGGCGAUGGAAUCAUAUGGCCCUCUGACACCUACCGCACCUGUCGCUCUUUCGAAUGGUCAAUCCCCACCUCUCUAUUUUUUACCGGCUUCCUCCACGCAGUACAAUCGUAUAACACCGUUCCUGGCUGGCUGCCUGACCCCUUCUUUAGACUUUGGGUGAAAAACGCAUACAUGAACAAACACGGCAGCGGGACAGGUACCUUUGACUCCGAAGGCCGUUUCAGACCACAGCCGUUAGAAGAUUUCUUUACCAAAUUUGACAUAGAUGGGAAAGGUGGGCUGACCAAGUGGGAACUGUGGCACGGAUUGAGGAGAUCGAGAAUGGCAUUUGACUUCUUCGGCCAAGUUUCUGCCAUGUUUGAAUGGGGAUUCGCCUGGGUCUUAAUCUGGCCUGAGGAUGGGAUCCUACGAAAGGAAGAUGUACGGAGAUUGUUGGAUGGGAGUCUGUAUCAUGAAAAGGUGGUGGCACCGAGACGUCACGAAAGAAACCAGAAGACCUGCUCCAAGGCGACAUCAGCCGAACCUCGGCAGGACGUGUCGUCGAAAUUACAGUGA